Messenger RNA from Lycium ferocissimum, 1176 nucleotides. Its product is annotated as elongator complex protein 6. The record is from RefSeq and is a predicted model, not a curated record. Gene Ontology annotation, cellular component: elongator holoenzyme complex. Gene Ontology annotation, biological process: tRNA wobble uridine modification. NCBI's taxonomy places the organism in Eukaryota, Viridiplantae, Streptophyta, Magnoliopsida, Solanales, Solanaceae. The coding region runs from base 1 to 765 and encodes 254 amino acids. The transcript has 5 exons.
AUGGAUAAUUCGCGUCCCAACCUGCUGGAGGAAGCGCUUGGCAUUGGCAAAGGCGGGCGAGUGGUGGUGGUGGAGGAUUGUGUUGAGACCAGCGGCGCCUUCGUGCUCCACCAUUUCCUUAAGCAUUCUUUCCACCCCGAAUCUUCUGAUGUCAUCGUUUUCAUCGCCUUUGCCCACCCUUUCUCUCACUAUGACCGCAUUCUCCGCAAGAUGGGUUGCAACUUAACUGUGCAGAGGAAGAAUCAAAGAUUUGUAUUUCUUGACAUGCUUACACUGCAGUGCCCAGACAGAAAUGGAGGGGAAGCAAGAGAAGAUGGAUUACUUGCAUUGUAUGGGGAACUUGAGAAAGCAGUAGAAAUAUAUUCUUCACUUGAAGGCAGUAGAACCAUUACUAUUAUGAUUGAUGACGUUUCGCUUAUGGAAGUGGUGGCUAAUGGUUCAUCAAAUCACGUGUUGGAUUUUCUACACUACUGCUACACUCUGAAAGCAAAAUAUGGCUGUUCCUUUGUUACUCUUAAUCAUGAGGAUAUCUAUUCCAGUGCAAAUAUGCUGCCCUUAAUCUUGCAACCGGAGUACCUUGCUGAUGUUAUAAUCAAGGCAGAACCUCUGGCAACUGGUUUAGCAAGUGACGUGCAUGGACAGUUGACUGUUUUAAAUAAGGGAAGUGCUUGUGACUUGGGAGGCUCAAGUUCUAAGGUCCGCAAUUUCCACUUUAGGGUCAAGGAAAAUUACGUAGACUACUUCUAUCCGGGGACUCAGACUUGAAUAGAUGCCCUGUUCAUUGAAUUUGAACGUUGGUCAGCAUAUCUUAGACCGGAGGAUGCAGUAAUUGAUGUCCCAUAGCGUUGGCAGAAGCGUGAUUUUGAGGUGAAAACUUUCCAUUUCUUUUGCCGAUUGGUUAACAUAUGUUACAGUAAAAGAUAAUUAGCCCAGCUAAUCAUUACAAUCUUAUAAUGGAUGACCAAAGAGCAAGGAGCAAACUAUAUUUAUCUUUGAUCUCUGGCAACUGGCAAAGGCGUCCUGACAUGGUAAUCUUUACUAGAAAGGCAUGUAAAACUUAGAAACCAAAUUUGACCUUCAGUUUGGCCCUUCUUGGCUCUGUAUGUUGACGCCUCCCAUUCAAGUUUCCAGAAUUUCUGAGUUUUAUUGUUAGGGAAAUUCAGUUGCUUUCUGUUA